AGAGGAGUACGUGGUCCGGCGACACCUCAUAGGUCUUUCGUAUGAUGAACAGGAUCCGAACGCAUAGUCUGCAAUUUCUGACCGCUUCCGAGUGUCCGGUUGCCUUGGAUUUCAGUCACCUGUUGAUGUGGAUGACCACCCGCCAUGACGAUGAGGUCCUCGAUCCUCUCACGUGAACUUAGCAAGCAGAGGGGCUUGCUCAGGGGCAAAAAAGUUUCGACCAAGAGAAGCGAAUCUCCUUCUCCUGUGAAACCUAAAACUACUUUUCUGGAGUCGAGCGAGUUGGACAACAGCUUUAGAACCAACGCUUACCCCAGCACAGCAGAAAUCUUUCGGCUUUCCCAAGAGUUGGAGCUAUCUCCAGCCACCAUCAAAGCUGAAUUCCAGAAAAGAAGACAGUCCGUCCGAGAACGUAACAAGUUGUCGGACGACACCAUAAUCUACAGUUCCACUCUGCCCCACUUGUUCCUCUUGCUUCAUAUGCUAUGCAGCCGAUUCAACUGCACCCAACAGACCCUCCUCCAAAUCGCCGUUUUCAUUUUUUCCGUAUUCUCAGUCUGGUACUCUGUAUACAUUAAGAUCAGACACGACAACUAUAACCAAGAGCUCGUCUUCUUAGGUUGAUUCCUCCAUGUUAAUUUGAAUUAUUCUAAAUACUCUGUCAACGUCAAGAUCCUACAUGACACUACUCUCAAGGAUUAUUAUUCUUACUUGACUUUUCAAGGUUGAUUUAUAUGAUCUCAGUUACUCUGGCUGUACCAAUAUCAGAAAAGAUGAUUGAAUUCAAGAGUUUGGGUGAUACAAUCUGCCUGCAUUAAGAUGAAGCACAACAAUUAUAAUCAAGAAUUUGUUCUUAGUUUGAUUUCUCAAAGUUAUCAACAUCAAUAUCAAACAUGAUAACUAAGACCAAGAUUUUGUCUUUUUAAGAUGGUAUAAAUUAUGUAUGGUACACUCCGUCUACAUCAAGAUCAAACUCAACUGCUCAUGAAUACAUCUUCUUAGGCUGGUUCUUCGAGGUUGCUUUAAAUUAUCUUUGUUGCCUUGACUAUAUCAAGAUCAGGAACGACAACUAUGGCCGAGAAUGUGACUUCUCAGGUUUAUACCAGUUUUUCUGGUGUGGAAAAAUUGUCUGAAUCUCCUCUGCCAACAUCAAGAUCAACCAAACACAUCUACUCAAAAGAAUUCAACUUCCUUAGGUUGAAUCUUCAAAGAGGAUUUUUAGCUAGUUCCCUACUGACCAGAUAUAAUUUGUAAUUCAACUUGAAGUAGUGAGAAACAAAACUUGAAGUAGUUUAAAAGAAAACAAAACUUAAAUGUUAAAAACAUAUUCCAUGUUAAAUAAGAGAAGGAGAUUUGAAGUUGCGCUGGUUGAUUUACAAAAUAAAGAUUGCGUAAAAGCA
Molecule: messenger RNA, 1400 nt
Organism: Uloborus diversus
Lineage: Eukaryota; Metazoa; Arthropoda; Arachnida; Araneae; Uloboridae
Exons: 3
Coding region: 145-624 (159 amino acids)
Molecular function (GO): DNA binding
Source: RefSeq, a predicted model, not a curated record